Messenger RNA from Zonotrichia leucophrys gambelii, 4015 nucleotides. RefSeq names its product BEN domain containing 7 (gene BEND7). Gene Ontology annotation, molecular function: DNA binding. The record is from RefSeq and is a predicted model, not a curated record. The transcript is spliced from 9 exons. NCBI's taxonomy places the organism in Eukaryota, Metazoa, Chordata, Aves, Passeriformes, Passerellidae. The coding region runs from base 458 to 2167 and encodes 569 amino acids.
UGGCUGCAGUGACCUCACGGUGACCGUCGGGAGGGCUGCCAGACGCCCUAAAUCUCGCUCCUCUGGAGAGCCGAGACUCUCUUCCUCUUGCUAAGGCGAUCCAGUUUUUGGCCGAGGGACUCCCUUCCUCUCGCUAAGGCGAUCCAGGUUUGGCAGAGCUCAGCCCAGCUGGCGGCUCGGCGCUCUUCUCCAGGCCUUCGUCCAUGACACCAGCGGACACAUCGCUGCGAUAAUCAAUGUAAAACACGGCAACAAACAGGUGUUGCCAUCGGUUCCUGAGGUUUACCCACUUCCGCACGCCAACUUCAACCCCCUCCCCGCCGGCCCUGGCCCGGUCCGGUUAAACACGAGGAGUUCCCCCGCCGAGCCCCUGAGGGGAGCCGCGGGCAGCACCGCGGUGCCGAGCGGGCAGCGCCGGUGCCCGUGUGCGAGACGCGCGGCGGGAGGGGGACACAAAAUGGCGCUGCCCCUCAGCCCCUCGCCCUCAGCCCGCGGCGGGGCCGAGUGGCGGCGGGCCGGCCCCGGGGUGGCGGCGGCUCCCGGCCGGCGGAACCGCCGCCUUCCUUCCCCCAGCAGGUGGCACCGGGGUCCCGGCGCCGGCGGCGAAGCCAUUGCGGGCCGCCCUUCGCCGCCGGGCCGCGGCCGCGCAGCCGGCGGGGGGGAAGGCGGCGGCAUCGCCCCCGCGGGGCUCCCCCCGCCGCACCCCGCUUUUCCUCAAAGUUCGGGGCGGGAGCGGGGGGGAGACCGGAGCCAACUUGUCCCGGAUCCCUUUAUUCGCCGCCGGAGCCGCCGUCUCUCCCAACCCCCGCGUGUAUUGCUGAUCGGAGGGACGGAGCUCGGUCCUGUGUCCGCCCCGCUCCUUCCUGUCCGCACCAUGGAGUUCGCCCAGAGGAAGAGGAGCAGGAAAUCCCAAAGCUUUAAACUGGUCAACGAAGAUUACCAUCAUGAGAUAUAUAAGAUCUCUGACUACAGCAAUGAUGUUAAUGGGGAGACCAAAGAAACACAACCAGUUUUUUUAGGAGAUGAAAGCCGGGAAAUUAAAAAACAAAUUACAGGGAUGAGAAGAUUACUGAAUGACAGCACUGGAAGAAUCUAUCAACGAGUUGGCAAAGAAGGAGAAAAACUGAAGGAGGAGCCCCAAGAUUUAGAUUUAGCCUGGGCCCAGCGCCUGAACCCCCCUGCAGAGUCCCAGGAGAGCCUUCAUCCGUCCCAGAGCGGAGCGUGGAGUGAGCUGUCACCCCCGGGCAGCCAUCUGCCCGGGCAAUACGGAACCAGAUCCAAAACAUUCCAAAGUCAGCCUCGAACUGUGGCAUCCAAUGGAGAAAUUCCAAUGGUGAAUUCAUCAGUUGGACCAAACUGCUGUACGUGUAAUUGCCAGUCAACCCUGCAGGCCAUUCUUCAGGAGCUCAAGACCAUGAGAAAAUUGAUGCAGCUGCAAGCAGUUGGGACUCAAAACAGACAGCAGCCUCCCGUUCCUCUGAUUUGUGCACAGAAGUCAACAAUAUCAAGAAAGAGAAAUAAAAAGAGAAAACUACCCCUCAAAGUUGUUGAAGCAGUUUCCACAAAUAAGAAACCCAGCUCUCCAGAGAAUGAGAAGAGGCUGCCAGCAAACUCAGAACCAUCGAGUCUGCCAGCAGUUGAACCCCCCCUGAAGCCAGAGACCCCUCUUUCAGGGUUUGGAAUUAUCCUUGAAUCAGCUUCAUCAGAUCCAGAAGUGCAACUUGCAGAAGGCUUUGAUGUCUUCAUGCCAAAAUCACAGCUGGACUCUAUACUAUCAAACUACACUCGCUCAGGAAGUCUGCUCUUUAGGAAGCUGGUCUGUGCAUUUUUUGAUGACAAGACUUUGGCUAAUUCUUUACCAAAUGGCAAAAGGAAAAGAGGGCUCAAUGACAACCGGAAAGGACUAGACCAAAAUAUUGUGGGUGCAAUAAAAGUCUUUACAGAAAAAUACUGCACUGCUAACCAUGUGGAUAAACUUCCUGGUCCUAGGGACUGGGUCCAGAUUCUUCAGGAUCAAAUUAAACUUGCAAGAAGACGAUUAAAAAGAGGCUCAGCAGAGGCAACUGACUGUGAUGAGAAGCCGGACAUUUCUCUACUACAAACAGGUAACCUUUUUGACACCACAACAGACCAUCUGAUAGAUGCAAACCCAGAUUUUUCAGUUUGAAUUUCACAUCCUGCAUCAGUGUUCUUAGCAGAUAGAAACAUCCUCUCCUUUGAGCAAUGUUCCUGCAAGCUCAGCACGAGAACUUCAGUGUACUACAAGACAUGGGCAUCCAUACAGUUUUUCUUACAAGUCUGUGUAUUUUCCAUGUAACCUCAAGUAAUGAACCACCAGAUCUCUUCAUUGUUCUUCAUCUUAAUUAAGAUGAUUUCCCUCUGCAUCCCAUGCAUUACUGAAUUAGCGGGGUACCCACUCUGAGGUCAUUCUCCUGCCUGUGUUUCUCCUCCAUGAUUGUAUUUUUCCACAUGUUUGUAUGCUUCCCAGCAGUGUCUCAUCUUAAACCACGAAGAAGUUGUGACUCUUCCUGUCCCCAGGGACCAGGGUGGCCUCUCUCUCCACCAUGAACCCUGGGGGCUUAAAGAGCAUCUGACCUGGUGAAGCUCUGCUUCUGCAGACCCACUUUUCCUUUCCUGGCUGCUGUGGUAUCAAUGACAGUCACACACAACUCUCAUUAAAAAGUCCUUACUGGGUUUAGGAGGGAAUAAAGGAGAAUUUCUCCCAGCAGUGCCCAGGUUCCUAGUUAUAGCAAGGAGAAGCUAUUCCUCAAACAAUUUCCCCUGUGUGGUUCUAGUGGGAUGGCUCUUGAGCAUGUUUGUAGUGCAGAUUGCUGGAGGUGGUCAUUUUCCCCUCACGGUUGCCCCCAGCUUGCUCAACACCUCAAUUUCAAAAUGGAUUCUUUUUCUGUUUUCUAAGAAGAGGGUCUGCUCACUGUGAUUUUUCAGCCCCUGUCCUUGGCAACAAUACUCACCUAUUUAAAAAAAAAACAAGUCACCUUUCAGCUGGCACUGUAUUGAUAUCUCAGCAGUUAAGACAAGUGAAUCGAUCAAGAAAUUGCACUACCCUCUUAGACACUGAAAGGGUCAGGUCAGGGCUAAGGUAAAACUGUGUGUGGCCCCUCCUGCAAACCUUCAUUUCUGCACCUUUCAUCAGCACUAAAUUCACUUUAAAAAUGUCACAGAGAAAUCUGGAAGGUCUUACCUGUAACACCUAUUGAUCACCAGGCAGUUUGAGCACGUGUCCUGCAAUUCGAGGGAGAGCUUGCUGGAGCCUUUGCCAUUGUGUUUCCUUUCCCUGUGUGUAUCUUAUCUUAGGUACUUUUUUUAUUUUUUGGAAACUAUUUGGCCUUUGAGUGUCUCAACAGAAGUGCUAUUACAGAGUGGGAUGGUUUUCAAAAUGUUCAACCUCUUUUUUUUAACAAUCCUAAUGCCUGUUUCUCAGGUGUCACAGAAUGCCCACAAAUAACACUGUAGCCAACGUGAACGGUUUGUUCUGUUGGCACCUGAGAAACCAGGCUCCCAGCUGUUCCCCACCCACCUUCCAUGGACUUUUAGGAAUGACCAUGUUCUCUCUGAAACUGUGGAAUAGAUUGAAUGUGCACUGCAAACCUUAAAUUUUGAGUCUUUCCUUCCUCAUGGCUUGGAGUUGCCUGCAUUGGGCAGGGGGCACCGGUCCGUUGUGUUGUAACCCUUCAGCAAUGAAAUCAGCGUUUUGUAAAUUUGGAAGAUUGCAUUUGUGUUUACUUACUGUGACUACUGUUCAGACUUUCUUCAGAAAUCUUUUUAUAGGGUUUAUUAGAGAGAAGAAAAAAAAUCAUUCCAUAUUUAGGUAAAAAUGUCUCAAUCUUCUGUAUAUAUGUUUUAUUAAUAUGUAAAUAUUUAGAUAUUUUUAAAUUACUAUGUUCUUAAUAAAGCAACAAGGGACUAGUUGUGAAAUGGUGUAUAACAUUGUGUCGUGUUACCGAGCUCUGGGAAAUCCUCUUUGUCAGUUCAGAAAAGAAAACCUACAAUAAAU